AGGCUAUCACGUGAUCUGCCCUCGUGAGCUACUCACCAAAACUGGAGGCCGAAGUACUACUAUAUAAACUGGCUCUACCUUACCGUCUUAUAGCUCAACCUUACCGUUAGCGAGAGUUCAACCUACAGCUCUACCCUCUCAACCUACCAGCUCUACCGUCUCAACCUACCAGCUCUACCGUCUCAACCUACUAUACCAUCUCUCUCAACAAAACAGCCCAGAAGUCAAGAGCAGUCAGUCUAGCCUCUACUCACUUUCCUCCAUCUCCCUUUCCUUCUCUCAACCAGUUCCGUGGAGCAAGUAGAUCUAUGUCGAUGCCGAAGAAACCGUCGCAUUUCCACAAUACUCGCUUGUCAUCAGCAGUUGCACCUAUACCAUCCAGAUCGUCUACCGCCAUAGACGGGGAAAAAUCUUCCUCAAGUUCUUUUUCUAGAGCGAUUGAUCUGAACUUGUAUGGCUACUACCUGUUGGGGGGGGGGGAAAAACAAGGUAUUGAGAUAAAAACCUACUCACUAUGGGACAUUUUCAAAGAGCUGAACUUGAAGAGUGUUGAUCAUAAUCUUGAGCAUGUUGAUUAUAUGAUAGCCAACAGCAUGUCAGUGUCAAAAGGAAAUAGCGACUCUGUAGGUAAAGUGUGCUUCGAAAAGAUCUUAGAGGAUUGUCGAUUGAGCGGUGACUGGAUGGUCCUGAAAACCGUUGCUCUACCACUACCUGAUUCUGACAAUCAAGCCGACAUAGUAUCAUCAAAUUUAAAGCUACCCGAUAUACAAAUAGUAAAAAAAUCAAACUUUAAGGAAAUCUCACAGGUCGCAGAAAUUCAAUCCUCUCUAAUGUUAUGGACAGAGAGAAAGUCUGUUCUAGUCGCGACGGACCUAUUAAGGAAUCUACGAGAAAAUACAGAACUAGAUUACGUUGAAGUAUUUGCUUUACCAAAUUUAACAAACAAGCAAUGCAUCACUUCAAUAAAAGUCAGCAUCAAAAGCCUGACAUUUCUGGUCACUCUCAAACGUUUUCCAGAAAUCAAACAAGGUAUUGAAUACAUGAAGUCCCAAAUUAAACUGAAGUGCAGUCAAGUUUUACCAAUUACGUCGAUUGUGCGCCACCUCGUAAAGCUGACCAAGAUUGAGUUACAUAAUGCUGCUGCUCUGGUUGCUUCUGAAGCUGGUGCUACUUUUGUGGAAUAUCAACCACCCAAGCAGCUGUAUUCAACCUCUCACAUUCUUUUUCUCUCCAAGAAUACUGUGUACAAAGUAAUUCAUACCCUUGCUGAAAAAGAUUCAAUUAUGAUAGUCCAAAAAGCAUUCGGUAGAACAGCACCUACGCUGACUGUUAAUGUCCAGACAUGUUCACUUGCGCCGAUGAUUGUCGAGUACACCUAUGUUCCGUACCAUUGCUUUAGCAAGGAAGAAGCUCGAUUGUGCUUCAAAGAGUUCAUGCUUUGUGUGAAGGCCGCGCUUGAUGAGCUGCAUGGCAUGAAUAUUGCGCACAACGAUGUGCGAAUGGAGAACGUUUUGUUUUCUUCAAAUUUCACACCAGUUUUUAUCGACGUAGAUAGGGCCUCGCUAUCAGAUCCAACCGAAUUCGCACAUGGCUUAUUUAGAACCAUAACACACAGCUGCAUGUACAACCUCGACCACUCUACAUGGAGAGACGACGGUGCCAGGACUGACCUGUUCCAGCUGGGCUGGAUGGCGGCCCGGAUAUUGAAUACCAGCACCAGCUCUAGCUCGUACCACUCACGAGAAUGGAGAACGGAACCAGAUGAAAUUCGAACCAACAAGUUCGUUGAGUCCCUGAUCACGUCCGGGAAGUUUAAGAGUGAAUUGUUGGAGGAUUGCGUAUCGGAAGUGAAGACAAUUGAACAAGUGUUGUUAGCUCGUUAAUUGUGUGAUUAUGCUCACUUUAAUAGAGUCUCAAGUUGUAAAUGAUCCUUCUUGUAUAUAUGGAUGAACAAUUCAGUGUAGGACGUGGUAGGAUGUAUGAUAGGGUACUUUAGGAUGGAUGGCUUAACAAUCCAGUGUAGGACGAAGAAUUAAGGUUGUAGUAGGAUGGGGUAGGAUGCACAAUCCGUGUAUGACGUGGUAGGAUGUGUGAUAAUAGAUUAUUAUUUUAUUGAUUCAGCUGCAUACCAGCAUCAUAUCAGCAGCGUCCCCUUUUUAUGCACAUUGUUUUGUGCCGUACAACACCUCCUCAAGAAAAGUAUUAAUGGGUGUAACACAAUGGAUGUAUAUCAACCGGUUCAGGAUCCCGAGUUACAUGUAUGAUAGACAACAUUUUGAUCGCGAAUCAACCAUAUAAUUAUGCAUGUUCACACAGUCAAUAAUUGCAAUUAUCUGAGGAACAAUAAUCAAGACUUGGUGACAAUCAAGACUGUCAGAGGCUUCUCUUUUGCUGCCAACUUAAAAUUAAAUGAAAAAUAAAACCAUCAAGAAGUCCACUAGUUUGAGGCAAUAACCAUGAUCAUUCACACGACAAGAUACAUAAUACACCAUGUAACUUUCUUAAUUGUUUUCACUUUUGAUGAAUCAGUUGUACGAAGUUUCUAUAUAUACUAGGCUGGUGAGCGUACAUUUCAAUUUCCAAUUCAUUAAGUAUAAUUACAUACACUUGGAGACAGCAAAACACUCCACAGCACUGCCAGUUGCUUUCUAAGUGUAAAACGAGUGGGAUCAAACCGAACAACAUUAACAAAAACUUACACGAUAAAAAUGAUUAUUACAGCUAUAAUUAUGAUUAGUUUAGCACUCUAAUCAGACAGUCUUAGAUGGAGAGAAGCUGGUGAGGCAUACAAGAGUGUAUAUAUAGCCGGAACAGCCAAUAACAUUUACGAGGGCGGUGACGUGUAGGGGUGUAGAGAGGAGGGGUAUUCUUCGGUAUUCUUCUGUCUUCUUUUCUUCAGCGUACUCAGUAAGUUUUGGCUUGCGAGGUAUUGCUAUAUAAAAUAUAGAUGAAACAGCAUUUGUAGUAGUUAAAUAUCUCGGGCCUACAGGCCCUUCACCACAAUCUACUACCGGGCCAAUAACAAUUGUGAGGUAAAAAUAGGUGACUACACAUUCAUGCACACAAAAGCUAUACAUCCACCUGAUCCAAAACUAAUGCUCUUGGGGUGAUCACCAAUCAUAAGGGAAUGUAUGCCUAAAAUUAAAAUUUCUGUAACGCUUAGCAUAUUCCCAAAAAAGGGAUCUUUAGUGGUGCUCUUUAAUUCAACUUUUUUCUAGCACUAAAUUCGCAUAGUUCGAAGAGGUUCGGAGGAGUUGAACCACACUGAACACCCUCACGAAGUGUAAGUUGUAGUAGGAUGAGGUCUCCUAUCUUAUCGGACCCCAUCCUACCACGGAAGGAUGAACAAUCCAGUGUAGGACUGGUUUGUUCAGCCAUCCUACCUUGUCGUACAUCUUCUUCUUCUUUGUCGCCUCCGCGAAUCACUUGUCAUCAUUGUCAAAAGUAGGAUGGGGUAGGAUGGGUAUGUAUGAUAGGGUACGGUACUUUUGACAAUGAUGACAAGUGAUUCGCGGAGGCGACAAAGAAGAAGCCCUAGCCACGUGUCAGAAGUGAUCCUAGAUCGAUCGCAGCUACUUCUUUUUCCUAGCUCCUACAGUGUCUUCUCAUCCUACUAGCCAUCCUACUUCACAUUUCACAUCCUACUGAUCCUACGUGUGUCUUCUACCACGAUGGACAGUGAUCCUCGGCCUCAGAACACUCUGAACAGUGGAAGCAGUGAUGGCAAAAUCAACGGAUUUGUUGGCAAAAGGGGGAAGCCGUAUGCCAUUCCUGUUGUGAAGGAUGUUGACAAUAAAACCAUAACAACACUGACGCCCAACCAUCGUGUUCUCCCAAGCAGCAACUAUUCUAAGUUCAGUGAUAUAACUCCAAUUAAUUUGAGAAAGGAAAUAAUGAGGAAAAGCAAAGCUGCCGAGCUAGUGAGGAGUUUAGUUAGAGAGACCGUAGGCAGUGAAACACCCAGUGGGACACCCAACCUAGGCAGUGGGACACCCAAGAUCAACGAUACCCUAGGCAGUGGGACACCCAACCUAGGCAGUGGGACACCCAAGAUCAACGAUACCACCCAAACUGAAGAAGAGACGGGCCAAGUGCAGAGAGAGAUGGUGGAGGCAACCACCCAAACUGAAGAAGAGACGGACCAAGUGCAGAGAGAGACAGUGGAAGGAGACAUUGAUGACUCACCUCUCACCCCAACAACCAAGCCAUCCAGCCCAUAUCAGGACAUUGAUGACUCACCUCUCACCCCAAAAACCGAGCCAUCCAGCAGCUUCUGCCGUCAAGACCCAUAUCAGGAGUACUCUGAACAGGCCAGGCUGCAAGAGUCCGACUCGACCCCUACUCUAAAGAAGAGAUGUCUGCGAGAGAUACAGGAGGGUCGGCCGCAGAGUUCUAACCACAACCUCACUUCAGAGGAGGAUUCUGACCUGAAACAGGAGAGUGCCUUCGACCCAUGGCCGACUUCUAACCACAGCCUCAGUUCAGAGGAGGAUUCUGACCUGAAACAGGUAAAUAAAUCACAGUAUGAAAGUUAUGUGCAUCUUAGUAGGAUUACUACAGAAAAUUAG
This is a messenger RNA of Halichondria panicea, 4568 nucleotides long. RefSeq lists its product as uncharacterized. The record is from RefSeq and is a predicted model, not a curated record. NCBI's taxonomy places the organism in Eukaryota, Metazoa, Porifera, Demospongiae, Suberitida, Halichondriidae. The coding region runs from base 3672 to 4568 and encodes 298 amino acids. The transcript is spliced from 15 exons.